CUUGGGCUCACCUGGGAGCCCGGUCCCAGCCCGGCGCCGCGCCCCCCAAACUUCUCGCAGACCGCGGGCGGCUGGGGGAGCCGCUGUCGCCCCGCGCCCGCAGGUCGUUCGCUCGUGUCCUCGGGGCCGCGGGAAGGAAGAGGCGGCCUGAGGUGAGGGCCCGGCCGGCCCCGCUGGGAAUAUGGCGACCGGUGGCUACCGGACCGGCAGCGGCGGCGGCGGCAGCACCACCGACUUCCUGGAGGAGUGGAAGGCGAAGCGCGAGAAGCUGCGCGCCAAGCAGAACCCCCCGGGCCCGGCCGCCCCGGGCGGGGGCAGUAGCGACGCGGCCGGAAAGCCCCCGCCGGGGGCUCUGGGCACCUCGGCGGCUGCCGCGGCCAACGAGCUCAACAACAACCUCCCGGGCGGCGCGGCCGCACCUGCUGCUCCCGGGGGCGUGAACUGCGCGGUGGGCCCCGCGGCGCUGGUCCGGGCGGCCCCCGCCCCGCGGCGGCCGGAGGACGAGCCCCCCGCCGGCGCUGCCGCCGCCGCCCCCGGGGCACCGCCAGCCCGGGGCGACGAGGAGGAGCGGGACAGCGCCCCGGAGAAGGGCAAGAGCUCGGGCCCCAGUGCCAGGAAAGGCAAGGGGCAGAUCGAGAAGAGGAAACUGCGGGAGAAGCGGCGCUCCACCGGCGUGGUCAACAUCCCGGCGGCCGAGUGCUUAGAUGAAUAUGAAGAUGAUGAAGCGGGACAGAAAGAGCGAAAACGAGAAGAUGCAGUUACACAACAGAACACAAUGCAGAAUGAAGCCGUCAGCUUAUUAGAUCCAGGCAAUUCCUACCUACUACAAGAGCCAUCUAGAGCAGUUUCGGGCAGAUACAAAAGCACAACCACUGCCUCUGAAGAAGAUAUCUCAAGUAGAUAUCCCCGAACAGAGAGAAGUGGGUUCAGCAGAUAUAAUAGGGAUGCAAAUGCUUCAGGUAAUUUGGUCUCAAGUAGCACAUUGGAAAAGAAAAUUGAAGAUCUUGAAAAGGAAGUAUUAAGAGAAAGGCAAGAAAACUUAAGACUUGUGAGACUAAUGCAAGAUAAAGAGGAAAUGAUUGGAAAACUCAAAGAAGAAAUUGAUUUGUUAAAUAGAGACCUAGAUGACAUAGAAGAUGAAAAUGAACAACUAAAGCAGGAGAAUAAAACUCUGUUGAAAGUCGUUGGACAGCUGACAAGGUAGAAGAUUCCAGGCUCAGUGUGGACAAAAUGUUUUAAAACUACUGAUGGAAUGUUACAUGAACGCUAGAACAAUAUUCCUGUGCUGCAAUACAUUAAGUAUGUAUAUUUAUUUCUAGAAAA
Messenger RNA from Molossus molossus (Pallas's mastiff bat), 1323 nucleotides. It is a transcript of the gene PAWR, whose product is annotated as pro-apoptotic WT1 regulator. Gene Ontology annotation, cellular component: cytoplasm. The record is from RefSeq and is a predicted model, not a curated record. The transcript has 7 exons. Bases 182 to 1204 code for a protein of 340 amino acids. NCBI's taxonomy places the organism in Eukaryota, Metazoa, Chordata, Mammalia, Chiroptera, Molossidae. Gene Ontology annotation, biological process: apoptotic process; positive regulation of apoptotic process.